AUGGCCAGCGCCGAUCCUUGCGAUGGGCUCCUGUCGGUUUACGCCGCUUUCCAGGCAAACCUGACCGCCAACAAAUGCAUCGCACCGGCAAUGAGUAGGAAUGCCCUCGGUGGUUGUGAUGCCGAAGAGGGCAGCUACUCCGUCGGUCUGCACGUGGUGGCCAUUUUUGUUCUCCUGAUUGCCUCUUUCAUCGGGACGAUGCUGCCGCUUCUCGGGAAUUACGUACCAUGCCUGCAGUUGCACCCGUUUGUGGUCGUUACCGGCAAAUGUGUGUCCACUGGUGUGGUGAUGGCUGUUGCAUUGGUGCACAUGAUGAACAAUGGCGUUCUUGGAUUCAUGAAGCCCUGUGUACCAGAUGUGCUUCGUGAUUCGUUUGACGCGUACUCUCUCACGUUCGCGAUGGCGGCGGCGAUGCUGAUGCACGCAUUGGACUCCCAGAUGAAUGCCGUGCUUGAGAACUGGAUAAGCCGCGAGGCCAGCAAGCCCAGUGAGCCAUCCUCGGGUGAAGUUGAUGGGGUGUGCCAGCCUGAGGAGGACGUCGUGGUGCCGGCGCCGGAGCACGACUGUGCCGGCCACUCCCACGGGGCCCUCAGUUCUGUACGCCUCGACAGCGCGCGUCGCGUUGCUGCCGCGAUAUUCAUGGAGUUUGGCCUCGCCCUGCACAGCGUCUUCCUGGGCCUCGCCGUCGGCAUCGCGGAUGACGCCCAAACGCGGGCCCUGCUCGUUGCGCUGACGUUCCAUCAGGUUUUUGAGGGACUCGCGCUGGGCUCGCGGCUCGCGGAAGCGAGGAUGCGUAUGCUGGUGGAGCUGGCCAUGACGCUGAUUUACUCCGUGUCUGUGCCGCUCGGCACGGCGAUCGGCGUGGCGACCGUCAAGGGUGUUGACGUCAACAUGUCUGGCUCCACCUUCAACACCGUGGAAGCCAUCUCCGACUCGGUGUGCGGCGGCAUCCUGCUGUACCUCGGCUUCACGCUGCUGCUCGUAGACUUCCCGGCGGACCUGAACAAGUUCGCCGGCAUGGGCAUGAGGCACCGCAGUUGGAAGCGCUUCGGCAUGUUCGCCGCGCUGUGGUUCGGCACCAUCGUCAUGACGAUCCUCGGAAGAUGGGCGUAA
Trypanosoma grayi is the source of this 1113-nucleotide messenger RNA. Its product is annotated as cation transporter. The record is from RefSeq and is a predicted model, not a curated record. NCBI's taxonomy places the organism in Eukaryota, Euglenozoa, Kinetoplastea, Trypanosomatida, Trypanosomatidae. Gene Ontology annotation, biological process: zinc ion transmembrane transport. The transcript has a single exon. Gene Ontology annotation, cellular component: plasma membrane. Gene Ontology annotation, molecular function: zinc ion transmembrane transporter activity. Bases 1 to 1113 code for a protein of 370 amino acids.